Messenger RNA from Nymphaea colorata (pocket water lily), 1033 nucleotides. RefSeq lists its product as uncharacterized. The transcript is spliced from 3 exons. The record is from RefSeq and is a predicted model, not a curated record. Lineage: Eukaryota; Viridiplantae; Streptophyta; Magnoliopsida; Nymphaeales; Nymphaeaceae. Bases 313 to 705 code for a protein of 130 amino acids.
UGUUCUUUUAUCUCAGAAAGGGUGGAGAAAUGGAACUCGUCGUGUAAAUCUUUCGAGGUAGGCAAAGGAAAUCAGCGAAAACAAACGGAGAGGGAAGGAAUUCUCAGGGGUACAAGCCUGGAGUGGAUUGGAUCAUUACGUAGGAUCAUAUCAUGGUUCAACACUCGGACUUGGGAUCCCACACGUGCAGAUGUGUGUACCUUAAAAAGGUGGGCGAAAGUUGGAGGAAUCUUCCUCUGUGCAUUUUCUUCCUUGCAACAGUUCCGAGAAGAAGGAGCUCUGGUCCGAGAAGGAGAGAAGAGACGGUUAUCCAUGGGUCUCUGCGAUUUGAUCCUGGGCAGGAUGUUUAAGGUCCUUGUUGUGGUGUCCAUCUUCCUCUUUGCCGCCGUUACCUACUUUCAGGUGCGAGUCAACGAGAAUCCUCUAGAUUCAGCCUUCUCUGUGGCCGUGUUCAUCACAACUAUGAUAUCGAUCGCGUUCACUUUCUAUAGCCAAUCACUGUCCGAGAAGGAGAAGGAGCGGAGUGUCAAGACCGUCGUUGGCCUGUUCACGUUGACGGGCGCUGGAUUUUUGAUUAGGGCUUGGAUGGUUGUUCCCACGGAGAGGGCUUGGGUUGUUCCCCUAUCCUGCGUUGUUCCGGCGGUCGCUGCCUUGGCCUUUAUGGUCCUUCACCGCAGGCUUGGUGGCUUGGAGGCGGGCAAAUAGAAAAGAGCAAAAAUACCUCAUGUGGGGAUUUGAUUGAGAUCGUCUUCAUCAAAUCGCCUCCUUUUCUAUCUGGGAUCAUCGUUUUGUGACAUCUUUACUCGUCAGAAGGGUGUGGUUAUUAUACGUUGGAGAAUAAUUUGGCUUUCAAAAUAUGGUUGACUUCUAUGGUUUGUGAUUGCUAUACUUUUGCAAACGGUACUUCUGGUAAUUAGUUGAUGAUUUGAAAGAAUAGCUGCUUAUAUUUGUAUCUAGUUAAAGAAAAAAAUGAACCAGCUAAGCAUAAUGGUACCAAUUAUAAUAAUGACUCUAUUCUCGUGAUGUUAAACUA